AUGUUAAUGGCUCGCUGGAAGGACGGGGUGCAUGUCUCUUCGCGAGGGAAUUCCGACACCUCCCUGCCCUGUGACGCCUGUGCAGAGAAGGCAGCCUCGCGUGCAGGCUCCCGCGCGGGCUCCCGGGCAGCAUCCGAGGCUGGGGACGAUCUCGCCUCCACGGGCUGGUCCUCCGUGGACCAGAGGAGCAUGGGGAGCAGCGGGGAGGGGGUGGAGGAGUACAUGGACGACCCCUUUGAGGCCAGCAUUGAGGGCCUGUAUGAGAAAAGGACGACGACCCGAGAGGGCAGCCUCACCAAGCUGGUGGCCUUGCUCUCCUCCCAAUGGCAGUACGAGGAGUGCGCACUGCGGGAGGAGACCCUGUUCCAGCUCUUCCUGCGCUCCCUGCGGCGGGGCAAGGGCGCGGAGGCGCGGCUGGGGGCCCGCGCGCUGGGCCUGCACGCCAUCACGCUGGGUGCUGGCCCCGCCGUGGAGCGCAUGCAUGCCGAGGCCCUGCCCGUGCUGGAGCCCAUUGCGCUGACGGGUCAGGGGCCCGAGCGCUGCUCCGCGAUCGACGCGCUGAGCAUGCUGUGCUUCGUGGGCGCGGAGGGGCCGCCGGAGACGCUGGCCUGCAUGGACAUCCUGGCCCGGGUCUUCUCCACGUCCUCUUGUCCAGAGGCGGUGCAGGCCACGGCCGUCAGGGCAUGGACCCUGCUGCUGACCACCGUCCCCGCCUGGCACCUGGAGGCGGGCUGGGUGGAGGCACGGCUGGCCACGCUGGGCGCGCUGCUCCACGCCCCCUCGGUGGCAGUGCGUGCCUCGGCGGGCGAGGCGGUGUCCCUGCUCUACUCCACCUGCGGCCUGGCGUCCCUUGCGGAUGCGGGGCAGCAGGGGCCCGCCGCGGCACCUGCCACGCCAGCGUCCCCGGGGUCCAGGCCGCCGCGCCCCAGACCCGGGGGGACCCCCCGGCCGGGCGGCGGGACGGAGGGCGAGGAGCCGCCCACCACGCCCGGGGUGGAUCUGGGGCCUAGGGUCAAUGGCAAGAGCGUCAGCUACUCUGCCGACAUCCGAGCGGAGCCGUCCAGUGGGGAGGAGGAAAGCAGAGCGGAGGGCACCUCCUACUCUGCCAAAACGGUGGAGCGCCUGGAGGACAUCACCGCCAGGAUCCAGGAUCUGACCACCAACCGCGGCGACGCGUCCCGUCGAAGCCAGAAGGAAAGGGCGGAACUGCGUACCACAUUCCGUAGCAUCCUCACGUCCAUCGAGGGUCAGACAGCUUUGCCCACCCAGAAGAUUAAGUUGCGGCAUGGUGAUGUCCUGCUGGUAAACAGCCUCACGGCUGUGCUGCGGCUGAAUGCCUUCCGGCGCUUCCUUGCCGAGGGCUUCCAGGCCCACAUGCAGGACAACCCCCUCCUGCACGAGGUCUUCAAUUUCCACCCCAGACAGGAGGCCGCAGACCGCCUGACCGCCCUGGAGAAGCGCCUGUAUCGCUCCCCCGCCUCCGCCGAGAGCAAGGCUCGUGCGCAGGACAGGAGGAGGGAGCGGGAGCUCAUGGCGUCCUACAAGGGCUCCAUGCUGAGCAUGGAGUAG
Auxenochlorella protothecoides is the source of this 1569-nucleotide messenger RNA. RefSeq names its product Interferon-related developmental regulator 1. The record is from RefSeq and is a predicted model, not a curated record. NCBI's taxonomy places the organism in Eukaryota, Viridiplantae, Chlorophyta, Trebouxiophyceae, Chlorellales, Chlorellaceae. The transcript is spliced from 6 exons. Bases 1 to 1569 code for a protein of 522 amino acids.